Melanotaenia boesemani (Boeseman's rainbowfish) is the source of this 1964-nucleotide messenger RNA. It is a transcript of the gene cbx1b, whose product is annotated as chromobox homolog 1b (HP1 beta homolog Drosophila). Gene Ontology annotation, molecular function: chromatin binding. The record is from RefSeq and is a predicted model, not a curated record. Gene Ontology annotation, cellular component: pericentric heterochromatin; nucleus. The transcript is spliced from 6 exons. NCBI's taxonomy places the organism in Eukaryota, Metazoa, Chordata, Actinopteri, Atheriniformes, Melanotaeniidae. Gene Ontology annotation, biological process: negative regulation of transcription by RNA polymerase II; chromatin organization. The coding region runs from base 283 to 885 and encodes 200 amino acids.
UAGUGUACAUCUAUACGCUUUGAAGUCUGUGAAAAUACAUAAGCGCCUCGCUCUACCGGACGUUUUCUUCUUCUCUCAUACCAGACGAAGGGGCGGAAACGACACAUUUUGAAGUAGUCAAGCUAGCGGCUGUGCAUUUCGACAACAAAUAAAUCGCGGCGUUAUUAUUGUAUUUUCGUGACACAGCGGCAGUCCAGUUGUUUGAAUUUGGCGUGUGUGGAACUUUAAGAUAACCAGUUAAAAUUGAUAUAAUCGGAACCUGCUGGUCCCCAGGUCUACCUGAUGAGUAUGAGCCAGUCUACAGAACCCACUAACGAUGGUCCCACUGUUACAGAAGAGACCAAAAUGACUACAGUUGAGAAGAAGGAUAAGAAGCCAGACGAUGUGGCAGAGGAGGAAGAGGAAGAAGAAGAGUACGUGGUGGAAAAAGUCCUGAAUCGACGGGUGGUGAAAGGAAGAGUAGAGUAUCUUCUCAAGUGGAAAGGCUUCUCUAAUGAAGACAACACAUGGGAGCCUGAAGACAACCUAGACUGUCCGGAUUUGAUUGCUGAAUUCUUGCAGUCCCAGAAAUCGGCGCACGAUGGAAAGAGGAAGGCGGCUGGAGAGGCAGAAGGAGAUGAAAGUAAAUCAAAGAAGAAAAAGGAUGAUACUGAGAAGCUCCGGGGCUUCGCCCGAGGUCUUGAUCCAGAAAGAAUUAUCGGCGCAACAGACUCCACAGGAGAACUCAUGUUCCUCAUGAAAUGGAAAAACUCUGACGAAGCCGACCUGGUGCCUGCAAAAGAGGCCAAUGUGAAGUGUCCGCAGGUGGUCAUCUCUUUCUACGAAGAGAGGCUCACUUGGCACUCGUAUCCGUCUGAAGACGAGAAAAAGGAUGACAAAAACUAACACAGGCUGAGGCAAAGAGUCAGGGGAAGACAGAAACUGUAGUUUUGAGCUUCAUUGUACUUUCCAAGAGGGGUCUAGGAGAGGUGGACAGGCAGGCAUGCAAAGACCAGCAAGACAUCAUUGGACUCAUUUGUCUUUUGGUUUAUUAUACUCCUUUGAUUCAACUUUUAUGUGGAUAUAAUCUAAACAUAUAUAUAUAUAUGUAUGCUUCAGAUUUGCUCAGCAAAAACCAGUUCAAAUGAAACAAAAUGUUAACGCAGUGUUGAUUUUCAGUAACCAUUACAGUCACUUCACUUUCAGUGUUACAUCCAGUCUGUGUAUCAUUUGAUCCCUCCCCUGUUCUUGUUUACAGUGAGUUACACUGAUGGCGUUACUUGGCGUUUGCCAUAAUUAAUCAACAGUAUUAAACCAUUGUUUGAUACUGGAGGGGGUUAUGUGGCAGGAAUAGAAACACUUCAGGACACUUGAAGGAGAAUAUUGAAAGUUAGUAAAAUUCUUUGUUUUUUUUUUGUCGUCCAACUCUCAAAGAAAUCCAGUGACGGUUGUUGGCACAUUCACUGAGCUGCAGAAAGAAAGAACCGAUCCUUUACAAUUCAGUUAAUUCUGUUUUAAAUAAUGUAAGCAGGCACAAAAUGGGGCUGCUUACUCUAUAACUCACUGUAUCCAUGGCCACAAGAAUGUUUAUCACAUUUUCUGAAGUAAACAUCAGCCAGUCAUGUUAAAUGUACAAACUGUUUAGUUGCUCCUUAUUUUUUUAACUAAGCAUAAAAAAAUUAAACGCUAUCCAAAACAGCUUUUUUUACUCCAAGAUUUUCCAAUUUUGAUUUCUCAAAUAACUAUGAUGUGGGAUUAUAUGGUGAUUGCUUAUCAGUGAGGUCUUGUUCUCACUUCUUUGGUGUGCCAUUUGUUUUAAAAACUCAGUUUAUUGGUGCUUUUGGGAGCAAAACUGAGUUCAUCUUAGCUGUUUCCCACUUUGGUGUACGCUUAAAAACAAGACUGUGAUUAAUUUAGUCAUUGUUGUGUUUUGUUUUUUCUGUGUCUUGCUAGUUGCUUUUGGAGAAUAAACCAUUUUUUUGUUA